AUGGAGUCACGCAAGGAUUCAGUAGAAGAAUUACUUCGGGCCAUGUGGGAGGAGUCUAUACAGAGAAUGUCUGCCCCAACUAUGGUACACAAAUCAACCAGCGCUUUGUACAAUCGUCAACUAAGCAGCGAAGAGGCCGUCGUUGAGCCCGUGAAAAGCGAGUCUAUUGUCAUACCUGAGGAGUACAUUCGAGCUGCCAUCAUCCAAGCGCAUGAACGAUAUCGACAGUAUUUCAUAAGAGACUACAAAGCCAAGUGCAUACGGAGACGAACGUAUUUUGCGGCGAACGUCGAGCCUGCCCCCGAGCCUUUGAGGAUGGCGGCCGCGAAUCUCGUCCAAAGAGUCUACAGGCGCUUUAUGCAAAUCAAAAGGCAACGAAUACAAGACCACAAGAGGGAUGUUCUGUUGGGCAUGGUUCCGGACCCGUGGCGGGAGGGUCAGUGGGAUCUCAAGGAAGAGACUAAGAAGCUGUACUCCUUGCGACGGCACAUCAACAAGAGAACGAGACAGAAGUAUAUGCAAGAGCUGGAAAGAGAGAACACGAGGCUAAUUAUGUUGAAGAAAGAUGUCCAGAUAGAUGAUAUAACUGAGCAUAUUCGAGAGUGGUUUAAAGAAUGGUUGUACGGCUACGGCUUCUUCCCCGAAUACCCUUAUGAUGCUGAAGGUGGAACCAUUAUGGUGAUUCGUGGGCAGUAUCCAACAGUGGCUGAGAAAUUCGAGGCUGACGAAAAACUGGCAGCUCUUACUAAAGGGAAGACAAAGGAAAUGUUGCAAGCGGAGAAGAAGCAAGCGAAACUCGACGCUAUCAACAAAGCAAAAGCUCAGAAAGAGACUGAGAGGAAAGUGGCAGAACAGGAACACAAGUUGAAGUGUAACCCACUGAAUGACCCUGGAUAUAAAAUGAUGGUGUCGCGUCAUAUGGAUGAUUUGCAUCAGGUCUUACAGCGCUACAACGGCUGCUGGUCUAUCUAUGACAGUUUCGAGCCUGAACUAGAUGGCGAGGUGGUGUACGGCUACAUUCGCACCAUCAUGAGUGAAGACGUGAUGAACCAACUCCACGUGGAAUGUAGGCGAUACGUGGACGAGUUCAUGAGAUUGGAAUUGAAACUGCUCGUGGAAGCGCACAAGCUGCAGUACAAGAACAUGGGCCAGAAGUACCCACCCAUAAAGCCGCGGAAAAGGCCUCCGGCGAUCCGGGUCCCCAAGCCGCUCAAGGUCGAUGCUGACUUGCUCGAUGGGUUAAAGUACCUAUUCGACCUUGGGAUCAUUUCGAAGCCAACGGCAAAGAUUGACGAUAUCCUCGGCGACUCUAAUUACGCUGCCUACGAAUACAACAUCGCGGACCCGAAUUCUUGUUUUCCGCCUCCCGGCUACGGGGACGUGCGCCAGCGACUCGUGCUGUCGUGCGUGCUCGCGAGCGGACUCGAACCCGGGACCCCGCGCAACCGCGCCGUCAUGCUACUCGGGCAGCCUCGCAACGGCAAGAGCUUUCUUGUGGACUGUGUCGCGGGAGAAAUGAAUGCGGUGAAGAUAGACAUAUCACCAGAAAUGGUGAGCGCGGUGGUGGACCGGCCCGGGAAGACGGUGGAAGACGUGUUCCUCGCAGCCAGGGUGUUCCAGCCCUGCGUCGUCUACAUGAGAGAUGUGGAGAGGGUAUUCCUCCCCCCUGCCAAGGUUCCACCAGAGCAGAGACAUUUGAGAGCGAAUGCUGUCAAGGCCGCACUAACCAAGUGUGUGAAAGGGAUAGCUGCUGAUGAUAAAAUCAUUUUUAUAGCAACCUGCACAACUCCAUUCGGCUUUCCAGCCUCUCCUAUGGUUGCCAUAUUCGAUGAGAUGAUCCUGGUGCCGCGAACAGACUAUAAUACUCUACAGCUAUUCUUCUACCACAAGCUGCAAAGUAUAAAAAGCGUGGAGCGAGACUUCUGCGUGCAGAGCCUGGCCAAGAUGCUGCAGGGCUACGGUUUCGGCGUCAUCGUGGAGGUGUUCCAUCAAGUCAUGUGUGCAGAGAGAAUCGUCAGAUUGCACGUCACUCCGCUCACACCGAUGGAGUUUAUCGACGCCUUCGACAGCUACGAAUCUCUCAGUUUAGAGGAUUACCAGCUGUACGAAGACUUCUAUAUCAACAACUCUCCUCUGAAGAAGCCGAGAGCCGACCUAAUGGACAUAAACAUAAGGAGGGCAGACGCCUAUGAGAAACUGAAAAAGAAGGCUGAGAAGGAGAAAUAA
Molecule: messenger RNA, 2226 nt
Organism: Leguminivora glycinivorella
Lineage: Eukaryota; Metazoa; Arthropoda; Insecta; Lepidoptera; Tortricidae
Product: dynein regulatory complex protein 11-like
Exons: 18
Coding region: 1-2226 (741 amino acids)
Molecular function (GO): ATP binding; ATP hydrolysis activity
Source: RefSeq, a predicted model, not a curated record